GUACGUCACGUGAAGGUUGAGAGGCGUAGAAAACUUCCUGUGCCCUCUUCCCACCGGGUCGUUGGGUGUCACAUGCUCGCCAGCCCCCGACUUUCUCGUCUGGGCCUUCCUUUGGUGCUCCACCUCCCCCCCUCCCCGGGCCUUGCGUCGAACCUAUUUAGCAAGGGCACCCACGCCGGAAAUCCCGACGGCGGCAGCGGCCUCGGCGGAGAGCGAGGGACGUUGUCUCCGGAGGCAAGCGAGGCAGACCGGAAGUGCCUCGGUCUCGGCGGCUGGCUGGCGGAGCCAUAGACAGUGUGCACAUUCACUCACACUCAUACACACACACACACCGGAAGCCGCUGGUCAGAGGCGGAGGCGGCGGCUGACGCUGAGACCGAGGCCGAGGCAGGCCGCGGAGCCCCCGAGUGUCAGUGUCCCUCCUGCCGCGGGGCCGACCGGGCCGGUCGCCAUGGAGCCCGGGGCGGCGGAGCUGUACGACCAGGCGCUGCUGGGCAUCCUGCAGCACGUGGGCAACGUCCAGGACUUUCUGCGGGUGUUGUUCGGUUUCCUUUACCGCAAGACGGACUUCUACCGCUUGCUGCGCCACUCGGCGGAUCGAAUGGGCUUUCCCCCUGGGGCGGCCCAAGCCAUGGUGCUGCAGGUGUUCAAAAACUUUGAGUACAUGGCGCGUCAAGACGAUGAGAGGAGAAGAAAGGAACUUGAAGAGAAAGUGAGAAGAAGGGAAGAGGAGGAGGCCGCAGCAGCAGCAACUGCUGAAAAAGUGCCAGCCCCAGCCCAGGAGGUGGAGAUAGACUCUGGUGCAGAGUGUGGCUCUGCUGCAGGGGCUGCUGGGCAUCAGGAAACCAAGAAGGUGAAGCCUCCUGCACCUCCAGGGCCUGAGCAGGAGGCAGGUCACGGCUCUGCAGAGGUAGAACCUCCAGCAAUAGCUGUUGCUGAUGUUCCAGUUGAACCACCAGCCCUUCCCAAGAGACAGGAGCAGUUCCAGAAAAACCCCGACAGUUACAAUGGUGCUGUACGUGAGAACUACACCUGGUCUCAGGACUACAGUGACCUGGAGGUUAAGGUGCCAGUGCCCAAGCAUGUCCUUAAAGGGAAGCAGGUGUCUGUGGAUCUCAGCAGUAGUUCUAUCCGUGUGACAAUACUAGAAGGGAGUGGGGAACGUGUUCUCAUGGAAGGAAAAUUCACCCAUAAAAUCAACACUGAAAGUUCUUUAUGGAGCCUUGAACCAGGGAAAUGUGUCUUGAUUAAUCUGAAUAAGGUUGGAGAGUACUGGUGGAGUGCUAUCCUAGAAGGAGAGGAGCAAAUUGACAUUGACAAGAUAAACAAGGAACGUUCAAUGGCAACAGUGGAUGAAGAGGAACAUGCCGUACUGGAUAGACUGACCUUUGACUACCACCAAAAACUACAGGGCAAACCCCAGAGCCAUGAGCUGAAAGUCCAUGAGAUGCUGAAGAAGGGAUGGGAUGCUGAAGGCUCCCCCUUCCGAGGCCAGAGAUUCGACCCAUCCAUGUUCAACAUCUCCCCAGGGGCUGUGCAGUUUUAAUGACAAGAAGGAAAGGAAACUCACUCGAGUCAAGCUCUUGGAAGUAGAGGAUAAGGCAGAGAGAGGCCUUUUUGUGUGGGCUCUUUCCCUCCUGCUUUUCCUCCAUGGCUCCCAUGCAUGCCUGGGACUCAUCUUGUCCACCCCUGUAUCUAUCUUUAUUUGCGAGGGGUGUUUGGGUACCCCAAUCUCCUCCCUCCUCCCUUCUUGUCUGUUUCAGGGAAGAAGGGGGGAAAGUAGAGGGAAGGUUAAUGCAUAGCAACUGCUAUGGCUGAUGCCAAGUUAGGAUAAUUUGUUAUGCAUGAGGGAGAUGUCCUAGCAAAUGCAGGAUUACAUACUCCUGUCACCACGGUAACCAGCCACUGCAAGCCGCAUUUUCUUUCCUUCUGUGUUCUCUGCUUGCUGUUGUUUUGAUGCGAUUCUGCUCAGUUCUCUUUAGGGGAUGGGGAGGGAGGGUUGGGGCGGGGGGAAGGGAGUUGCUGUUGCUGGGUUUUUUCCCUGCAGUUGUUGGAGUGAUUUGGAGUUGUGACUUAUGUGUGCUGAUGAGAAGCGGCUCUGUGAUGGCUGCUUCAGGCUGUACUGUUUCAGGAAGCCCCUUGGUUUGGCCUUUUGUUUAAAGACUUCACAUUCAGUCUUGCUCAUCAGUUUGUCAAGUCCUAUUUUUUCCUGCCUUUGGGUGCCUCCCAGGCACUAGCAGUAGGAGGUUGAAGCUGCACCCACAGUGGCAGAAACCUGCCUAGUUGGGAUUCUGUAUCUUUAUUUGUUGCUCUCUUACUAAACAAGGCCCAGAUAUUGGAAGGAAGUGCAAGUUCUCCCAGCAAGGAUCAGCUGCAGUUAGGGAUUUCUGUCUCAGGAAAGAGUGCAGGAUAGGGCUUUCUAAUCAUGGCUUUCUCUGAGGCCAGGGAAGGUUAGGCCAGCGCCUGUGCUUCCUUGUGUUGGCCAUGCAUUCUAUUCCACUCUUGUCUGAGUAAUUGAUUUCUGGGUGCCACGGUUCUUCUGUGUUUAUCCUCAAGUCUCUUUUCAACCCCAGUGAUCCACAACUUAUAUUUUGUUUACAUACAUCUCCUAGAUGAAUGUAGAGUUCAGUGGGAGGCAGGACAGUCUCUGAGAACAGGGGAGAAAUUUCAACAUACAAUUAAUGAUAGGUUUACCCUAUGCUGAAGGGCACGAAGCAGUAGAAAUCCUCAGAUGACUAAUGGGUAGCCAGAAUAGGAUAUCAUUGCCCUCAGCCCUCAAUGGCCCCAGUGGAACCAUUGCUGUUUGUGUAGAAUAAUUGCACUAAGGGUAGGAAUAAGGAUGCUGGCUCCUGUGUGCUGAGCAGAGAGGCAGAAAUGUCAGCAGCUUGGUACUCUCAAAAUCAUGCUCUGUAUGAGCUAGCUGCAUUUUAUAUCUUUGUUCCCAUCUGCUCCUACUGUGCAGCAGUGGUUGGUUACUUAGGAGAAAGAACUCACUUGGUUACUUAGAAGAAAGAACCUUAUUAACACCUAAAAAACAACUGUCUUGCUAAUCUGUGCUAUUGACAAGGAUGGGACCUCCACUUUACAAACUGCUUACAGGUGAGCUGACCUGCUGACUUCCUUCUGAAGUCUAGGAACAAGUACUCUUUAUUUCUUUGCUUGUUCAGGGACACUUUUUUUCAGUGUUCCUUAGAAACCACACAUCACUGUUAACUCAAAAGAUAUAAACAUAGCCCACUUUUGAUUAAAUCUUUAUCCCAAUCCCAUUUGACCACCACUCAGAAGGUAAAGCCUUCAGGUUCGCCUAGCAUUGCACAUCUGAUUAAUAGAUAAUCCAAGAAGAUAAAUUAGAUCAUUUUUUUUGAGUUCCUGCAGAAAUGUCUCUUUACUUCAGAACCCCACCCCAAUUUAAGGUCACCCAGAAUUAAUGCCUGCGUAUUCUUAUUGUGACCCUUUUCUGAGAGAAUAAUAGACUGAUUUUUAUGGGACAAAUAGUUCCUCAUGCUCACUCACUCCUAUAAGGAGUGGGUGGGUCCAGCAACUAAGUAGUGAUCUUACUGAGGCUGUCAUUUCAGAGUCAGCCACUGACUUAUUUAUAAUUCAUUUUCAGCCACAUUAUUUCCCUGGAGUCCUUAUAAGAAAGCCAUUCAACUCUCAUCCCCCGGGAACUUUUCAUAGGACAUGUAACUUUUUUCUGCAGAAAAGACCAAGGGCAACCUCUUGAGUUACAUGGUGGAUCUCUUCAGAAUCAGAAGUGUUAAGGCAUCCAGGUGGUGUUGGGGGCAGCAUUAGCUUAUUCCAAACAGUUAAAGACUCCUAAAAAGUCUUAAGAGGUAUCUCCUCUUGGGGAAGUGAUGGUGGACAAAUGUUGUGUUGGAGUUAGUCACUAAGGCUGUGGUUUUUAUGAAUCAGAAAUAGAACUGUUCUCUAAAAUUACAGAGCAAAAAUAACAAAAAUCCAUUGCCUAUUAUGAGGGCCUUGUGCUUUGAAACUUGCUAAAAUAGAAGGGUCUCUGCUCAUUUCUCUCUGAGGUCAUAUGAAAGGGAGUGAGGCUAAUACAUCCUCAUUUCAAAGUAGCAUUUCACAGAUGGAAUGCUAUGUUUAAAGACUCCUUUGUUUUAAAUUUUUAAUGACGUUUAUAUGCACCUCUUGAACUUUGUCCAUCUCUCUUGCUGUUCUUAGCAUAUUUCUAAUUCAUACUUAUGCCAACUCCUUAAGUAUCCGUGGUGUAGGAGCUUUGUAGAAGGGUAUAUGUGGUUUGGCUAAAGCAGGGACAAUAGAUAAUCUGUCCAUAAACUACUGGAUGAUUUUUUAGAAUGACUCACUUCUAAUUGUAAAUGUUUUUCUACCCAGGGCAUUAUUUGAUAGUGCCCUAAUGUGGCUUAGGUCUUCUGUUAGGAAGUAUCAGAUGAUAGAAGCUCUACUAGCAUGCCCCUAUUAAAAGAAAUGAAACCACUAAACAAAAAUAGGAACUUUUAGGGGUGUUUAAUUACAUUAUAGAAGGACUCACUGGAAGAUUCCUUUUAGUAGCAAGCUGCUCUGGUGAAUGCAUGUUAAGUGACUAGACUUGGAAGACUUGGACUUAGACCCACCUUUCCAGGAUAUACAUUAAUCACAUCUAUCUGUAUUUUUAAACCUUCAUCCUCUCCUCUGUAAUGAUUUGCUUUUUCUCUUCUUAAACUUCUGCCCUACCCUUUCUGUCCAUGUGCCAGUCCAGCCCUCCAGAGUCAGUGCACACUACCUGUUUUAUUUGUUUUAGAACCAACAACAACAACUUGGCCACUAAGUUCCACCAACAGAGAUUCUGAGCAAAGCAGGGCAACUCACUUCCCUUCUCCAGGGGAGCCAAAGAGAUUAGGGCGUGCUACAUCCUGAGGCUUCUGUCCUUCACACACUCCACAUUUCUGUGUUGGUUUGCAAUAAAUCUGUAUUUAAGCAGCUUGUUGUCUGUGUGUGAGAUUUGAUGCUGAAAAAAUUCCAUCUAUAUUUGAUGAUUAAUUGUGACAUAUUAUUUCAAGAUUUCUGGGCUCAGAUACAUAGGAAAUGCUGUUAAUGAAUUAAUAUUAGUUGGUUCCCACCCACCAGCACUCUCAUGUUACUUAUUUGGACUGCCAGACUCUGCGCUGUGCUUGGAAGUCUAAUGGGAUUUUGAACUGUAUUUCCAAAUGAGAAGGAAAUUGAAGUUCUACAUCCUCUAUUUAGGUGCAAAGAGAUGAUUAGUGCAUUUUGGCAGAUGAUACCUGAAUUAUAUAUUAACCUCAACAUCUGGAUAGUGCUAAGAUGAAUACCUCGCAAUAACCUGUCCCCUUAGAACUCUUCCAUUGAAGGAUCCCUCCCAGUUAAAAACAAUUCAGAUGAGAUUUCAUCUCAUAUGUAUGUCCUUGCCUCUGCUUUUCUCUUGGGGAGUCCCAUGAAUAACAAUAAUACUUAAUGUCUAGGAAGCAAACUUUUUCAUUCCCAUUUAUACUUUAUACUGUAGCCCCUCUAAUUUAGUAUUUUGCCAUGUAUUAGGGAAAAAAUAGUAUUUUCCUUCCCUCAGUUGCUGAAAGUUGGUGCUCUCAUCCUUUGGUAUAUACUAUAUCUCAUACUACAAAGAUGGAGGUAGAAGUGGAAUUCUGGGAAACAAGGGAAUAUUGUAACAAUUUGUGUGUUCAAAAAUAGCAUGAAUUGUCUCCAGAAGAGUGGAUAUCCCCCUCACAGGAGGUCUCUGAGCAAAGGCUUGAUCAUGGGUAUGUUGUGGAAGGAAUUCUUAUUCAGGUAGGAGUUGGACAAGGUGGCCUUUAAGGUUUCUUCGAAUCAAGUGAUCGCAUUCUCUGAUAAUGUAAAUGAUGAUAUCAUGUACCAUGGAGUUCUGCAGACUCAUUUAAUGUGUAUUCUGAACUAUAGUGUUGAGAAUGGGCAGCAUGGUAAAACAAACAAACAAACAAAACUUGGAACCAGAAUACAUAAAUCCUACUAUUAGAACUUUGUAGCUUGUGGCAAAUCACUGCAUGUCCACAGAGCAUAGUGCUUGGAACUGGAAUUGACAAGACCCAGGUUCAGAUCUUUAGAUUUUUACUAGCUAUGUGACCUUGAACAAGUCACUUAAACUCCUUGAGUUUUGUUUCCUCAUAAAAUAACACCUGCCUCACAGGGUUGUUGUGAGAAUCAUAUGAGAUAAUAUAUGUGAAACUAAAUUUUAAAUUAUGUAAAUACAGGCUACUGUUAUUUAUUUCUCUGCUUCUAAUCUCCUUGUCUGUGAAAGGAAGUGAUUGGACCACAUGACCCUUUAAGGACCUUCUAAAAUUGUAUGGUCUUUUAGUUAAUUAGGUGAACUGUUAAACAGUGCCCUGCCUCAAUAUGGAUUUUGUUCUAUUUUAAGUCAGGCCUAACAUUUCAGAACCACACCGGAUCCACCCUGGGAUAAACUCAGGUGUUCCUCAGUCUAUUCUUAGACUUCCAAGGCCAUCACUCCAACCACAUCUUCCAGUGCGCAUGAAAAGAGGGGUUGUGCUCUGAGGUUUGAGGCAAGGCUGGGUUUUCUGAUUACCUUUACACGCCCUUCCUGCUCUAGAUAGGCAGAUACAUAGAAGAGAGCUUUAAUUGCCUGGAGAUACCCAAAUUUUGCUUGCCUUGUGUUGCAUGGUACUGCACAACUACCUAAAGUUAGCAGUGUUUGGAAGAGUAGUCAGAUUGGUUAUGGGCAGAAUCAUAUUGAUGAUGUGAGCAGGGCAAGUAAUACUCUUAUCCCUGUGUUGUCUCUCUUCCCCUCCCGCCCCCCAACAACUUUUAUAGAAAUGAAAUUUGAUUAGGGUAAACAUUAGAGGCAGCCUUGAGAGGGAAAAGGAACCAUACAAAUGCAUUGCAUAGUGCAUCCUAACCUAAGGGAUGUACAUAGAAUUGGGAAGGGUCAGUCACCUAGAUGAAAAGGUUUGAGGUUAAUUGUACAUAUAUGAACCUCUGGACUGUUAACACCACCUGGUAGCCUUGUUAUAUUAGCCCAAUUGCAGGAUUAUAGAUUUGGAACUAGAAGAGCUCUCAGAGGUUAUCCAUCCUUUCAUUUUCUAGAUGAGGAACUGAGGUCCAGAGAGUUUAGGUGACUUGUCCAGGGCCGUACAAGUAUUAGUGGCCGAACCAACAUUCUGAUUGAGUAUUCAAACCCAGGUACUCUGGCUCUAAGUCUGAUACUCUGCACUGCACUUUAUUGCCAUAAAUCAUUUGUGGGCCGGAAAGGAAGUAAACGGUAUUAAGGACAGGGCCUGAUACUGGGCCUUUCAAGAAUCAAAAUUGUAAGCGAAAACAUUUUCAGGAAAGAUCAGUUGAUCUUUAAAGAACUGAACUGAACUUGCACCAUUGGGAAACAAAGCUACCAUCACCCCACCUCAAAUCUGUUCCCUUGACUGGUCGGCUGGGAAGAAUUGGCCCCAGCAAGUCCAUUGGACGAUAAGAUCAGUUCACAUUUGUUCAGUGUGAAGGGAAUACAGCCAUAAGCUCAGAAUCCAACAGCAAGUUAGACAUUGCUCUGGCACAUGACACAGGCAACCUCUUUGCCCUAAAGAUUUAACACAACCUCAAGGCAAUUUCCAGAAUAAGAAAUAGAAGGAGAAAAGGCGCUCAAACUGAGAAAUUAGAUGGAAAUGCUGAUGGAACUUAGCACAAAAUUUUCACAAUGCAAAAGUGGCUUUUGAGGCCUGACCUCAAGGAAAUGUGUGGAGCUGUGGUCUAUGUUAGGGGAAGCGCUAGACCUGAAGUUAGGUGAUAUGGGUUUGAAUCCUGCCUCAGAUGCUUAGACAAGUCAAUUAGCAUUUUUGGACCUCAGUUUUCUCAUCUCUGAAAUGGGGGUGAUAUUUGAUACUACUUCUUUGUGUUGUGGAGAUCAAAUGAAGUUAAUGCGUGAAGUGCUUUGCAGACAUUGAAGUGCUAUAUACACAAGCUAUUAUCACUUGUCUCUAGAUUGUGGUGAAGAUGGAGAAUUGGCUUAAAAUGCUGGCCCAACAGAACUUCAUUAAUCAGAUUCCAAUCAUUCAAAAUGUGAUCAUUCAAAAAUGGACUGGACUAGUUUACCUUUCCUCUUCCUAAAAUCAGAAAAUGUGUGAAGCGAAUGAUGUAAAUAAAAUUGCAGGAGCUAUAUUUAACAUACUAAAUGAAUUUGAUGCCUCCAAGGAUUUCUGAUGCAUUUUAAAAUUGACUAGUUAUAAAUAAUUCUUGUCCAUCAAAGUAGGGCCAUUUGUGCCUCUGACAACACUGAAGCCACUUUAUGUAUUUAAAAGAAAUAAAAUGAUUUUUGAAAAAUGCUAA
This is a messenger RNA of Trichosurus vulpecula (common brushtail), 8277 nucleotides long. RefSeq names its product NudC domain containing 3 (gene NUDCD3). The transcript is spliced from 6 exons. The coding region runs from base 452 to 1546 and encodes 364 amino acids. Gene Ontology annotation, cellular component: cytoplasm. Gene Ontology annotation, biological process: protein folding. NCBI's taxonomy places the organism in Eukaryota, Metazoa, Chordata, Mammalia, Diprotodontia, Phalangeridae. The record is from RefSeq and is a predicted model, not a curated record.